AUGUGGAAGGUGUUGGUAGCAAAUCGGGGAGAAAUCGCCAUCAGGAUAUUCCGCUCUGCAAUUGAGUUGGGAUGGCAAACCGUGGCUCUGUAUACGAAUGACGACGCGUCGCAUACAGCCUACGCGGAUGAGGUCGUCCUCCUGGACUCUCCAAGUCAAUACAUGGACCCAGAACACCUCGUCCAAAUUGCCCACCGAACGAAAUGCACCCAUGUCCAUCCAGGCUACGGAUUCCUCAGCGAAGAUCCUCGUCUCGCGUCCUUACUCUCCCAUACAAACAUCACCUUUGUCGGCCCUUCGGAGGAGGGUCUCAAGAUUUCGUCGAACAAGAUGCUCUCUCGCGAGUUUGCAGCUUCACUUGGACUGUCUAUCGCUCCGGGUGGCCGUGUCUCCAGUGCAGCCGAUGUACGACGUUUUGUUGGAACGAUGGGCUCACAACCAUUUCCUGUUAUCAUCAAAGCACUCGAUGGAGGUGGUGGAAGGGGUAUCCGCGUCGUGCACGGUGGGCCUGAAAUCGAAGGCGCUUUCGAUCGGUUCCAGAAGAUGGUCGAGAUCGCACCAUCGACGCUUCCGGAAGAGGUGGUUCGGCCAUUGCUCGCAGCUGCCCUCGAUAUGGCCCGACACCUCAGGUAUUCAGGAUUGGGCACUUUUGAGUUCCUGGUCAACUCGCAGAGUCACGAGUGGGUCUUCAUGGAGAUCAAUCCAAGGAUCCAAGUCGAGCAUACGAUCACUGAGGAAAUCAUGAACCUCGAUCUUGUUCGUAUACAGCUUCUCCUGUCAAUCCCUGGCACGUCGUUGGCCGACGUCUUGCCUCAGCACGCCCGCACUCCUCUUCCACCGCGAGGCUAUGCCAUUCAACUUAGACUGAUCGCCGAGGAUCCUCGCCAGUCGUUUAAGCUCUCCACUGGCCAUUUUACACCCUCGACGUUUAGCUGGCCUUCUGGUAGGGGUGUACGCGUUGAUACAUGGCUUACCACUGGUCCCAGCAACAUGGAGCCGCUUCAAGAAUAUCUCAUCGGAACAGAUUUCGACUCUCUUCUGGCGAAGCUCAUUGUACACGGCGACACGCACGAAGAAGCGCGGAGCCGGGCGCUGCGUGCACUCGGCGAGGUUCGCAUCCCUCCAGACUUAAAGACAAACGUGAAUAUGCUCGCGGGCGUUAUGAAACAUCCCCACUGGAAGCACGGGAAAGUCCACACCACCUGGCUCGAAUCUCAUUUCGAAGAGGUCAUGGAUUUCGGCCAGAAAUCAGCUCUCGGGCACCCUUACCACUCGCUGUCGCCCACUCCCCUCGCCUUCAAUCUGACGCAACUCUCGUCCUUCGCGUCGUCGUCCCAGCUCGAGUUCGCGAACCCGCAGGAGUCGACGCACGUCGCGUCUCCCCUGGCAGGCAAGAUCGUCGAACUGCAUCCCGCCCUUCUCGCGCCCGCGGGAUCGGAGCAUGUCGUGCGGCGGGGAGAGACGCUUGCGGUGGUGUCGGUGAUGAAGAUGGAGAAUGUUAUCUCAGCUCCGUCGAGCGGGAAGGCGAAGCUGUAA
Epithele typhae is the source of this 1536-nucleotide messenger RNA. RefSeq names its product carboxylase:pyruvate/acetyl-coa/propionyl-CoA. The record is from RefSeq and is a predicted model, not a curated record. The transcript has 8 exons. Lineage: Eukaryota; Fungi; Basidiomycota; Agaricomycetes; Polyporales; Epitheliaceae. Gene Ontology annotation, molecular function: ATP binding; metal ion binding. The coding region runs from base 1 to 1536 and encodes 511 amino acids.